Messenger RNA from Pochonia chlamydosporia 170, 813 nucleotides. RefSeq names its product FRG1-like family protein. Gene Ontology annotation, cellular component: catalytic step 2 spliceosome; striated muscle dense body; nucleolus. The record is from RefSeq and is a predicted model, not a curated record. NCBI's taxonomy places the organism in Eukaryota, Fungi, Ascomycota, Sordariomycetes, Hypocreales, Clavicipitaceae. Bases 1 to 813 code for a protein of 270 amino acids. The transcript has 2 exons. Gene Ontology annotation, molecular function: actin filament binding.
AUGGUCAAGCCAUUGAGCUUCAAGGGCGACAAGAAACCCAAGAAGCGGAAGCGCGCUGCCGACGCGGACAGAGACAACGCAGAGGCCGGUCCUUCGCAGGUCCAAAAAGUCAACAAUGACGAAACCACCGAUGAUGAUAGCUGGGUGUCCGCAGAUGUAGCCACCGACGUGGUCGGCCCAGUUAUGAUUGUGUUGCCGACCGACAAACCAUCCGCUUUGGCAUGUGAUCCCAACGGCAAGGUGUUUGCCAUGCCGAUUGAGAACAUUGUCGAUGGAAAUCCGACGAGCGCAGAGCCCCACGACGUGAGAAUGGUCUGGGUCGCGAACAAGAUAUCCGGCACCGAUAACUUUCGCUUCAAAAGCUCCCAUGGACGAUACCUGGCAUGCGACAAAAUUGGCGCCCUAUCCGCCACAUCAGAAGCCAUAUCCCCCCUCGAAUGCUUCAACGUCAUCCCCACGGCCGACACACCCGGCACGUUCCAACUACAAACCCUACGCGACACUUUCAUCACAACCAAGCCCAACACGUCGUCGAAAUCGACGGCGCCCGCAGAAUUACGCGGCGACGAGGACAAAAUCACGUUUAACACCACGAUGCGGAUACGCAUGCAGGCGCGGUUUAAGCCCAAGUUGAAGGCGUCGAAGGAGGAGAAGGCGUUGUCGAAGAUUAGUAGGCGGGAGUUGGAGGACGCUGUGGGGAGGAGGCUCGAUGAGGAUGAGGUCAAGGUUUUGAAGAGGGCGAGGAGGGAGGGGGAUUAUCAUGAGCGGUUGUUGGAUUUGAAGGUGAAGAAUCGGCAUGACAAGUUCGGCUGA